AGGUUGACAUUUAAUAAAUCUCAAAUUCUCAAUAUUUGAUCUUUGAUGUUCAUAUUUAUAUUAUAUUUCGAUUGAUUGAGAUUGAGUGAAUUCCAAAAAUGAAGAUAAUGGUAAAAUGUCUUAAAGGGGGCAAUUGUCUGGCAGAUGUGGAUGCAAAUACUACAAUCGCAGAAUUGAAAAAGAAAAUUGAAACAGACAUAAACAUACCAGCUCCUCAACAAACAUUGGUUCUAUCUGGGAAAACGCUACAAGACGACAAACCACUGAGUUUUUACCCAAAUAUCCAAGAUGGAACAAAAUUGUAUGUUGCAGUUAAAAAACAAGAAACCCUUUAUGCAAUAUUAGGCAAAUUUUUAAGACAAUACUACACCGAAGAACAGUGCAAGAUGAUUGUUGAAGAAUUCAUGAGAAAUUUCAAUACUAGAGUUAAAAAUUUAAGCUUGGACGAUCUUGAGAGAAUAGCCAUUUCAGACAAAGAACAUUUGUAGUUAAUACUCUCUGAUAGGGUAAGAUUAUUGAAUUUGUUUGAUUUUCAAGUUUAAAUUAUAUACCAGGUAUAAUUCCAAAUGUUUUUGUUAUGUAUAAUUUAGAAUUGCACUCAUUUGUUCAUUUACGUCGAUGAGCAACUAAUAUUUUGUGACAUAUCUGUAUUAAUUUCGAAAGCAAUUGUGCAACUAUUAAAAAGUGACAGUAUA
Coccinella septempunctata (seven-spotted ladybird) is the source of this 695-nucleotide messenger RNA. RefSeq names its product ubiquitin-like protein 4A. The transcript has a single exon. The record is from RefSeq and is a predicted model, not a curated record. NCBI's taxonomy places the organism in Eukaryota, Metazoa, Arthropoda, Insecta, Coleoptera, Coccinellidae. The coding region runs from base 99 to 488 and encodes 129 amino acids. Gene Ontology annotation, biological process: post-translational protein targeting to endoplasmic reticulum membrane. Gene Ontology annotation, molecular function: protein binding.